Molecule: messenger RNA, 4865 nt
Organism: Lethenteron reissneri (Far Eastern brook lamprey)
Lineage: Eukaryota; Metazoa; Chordata; Hyperoartia; Petromyzontiformes; Petromyzontidae
Product: 5-hydroxytryptamine receptor 1A-like
Biological process (GO): adenylate cyclase-activating adrenergic receptor signaling pathway; positive regulation of MAPK cascade
Cellular component (GO): plasma membrane
Molecular function (GO): G protein-coupled receptor activity
Source: RefSeq, a predicted model, not a curated record
CACGGAGAGGCAACGCGUUCCACUCUCGUCCCAACAAGCACACAUAAAUAACUGAGCUCAGUCUUGGUACAAAGAAAUAUAGCUUUUUUUUUUAAACCGUCGCAAAUGUAAUGGCGCAGCUCUGCAAUGACUUUUUUUCUUGCACACAGUCAGUAACGACAUCAUUAUUAUUAUAUAAGUUGUAAAGGACUUUGGCGAUGCGGUUCAUUCGAAACCAGUACGGAACGUUGUUCUGCGGAAUUAAAUUGACAGCGCCACAACCGUAGAGUCUUCUUGAACGAAAACCCCUUCAGACAACAACGACAUCUCGCGCCACCAACUACGGCGGCGCCCGUGAACACCUGAACAUCGGAAAUAGCGGCGGUCCGUCAAUGCAAAUGUGUGUUUAGUUCUUAUUUGUGGUCCGAGGGUGUAACAAAAAAAAAAGGCCAGUGAAAUCUCUCGAAGUACGAAGCAGAAAGAACGCGGAGACAACUGUGGUGGCAUUUUCACGCGGGAGAAUCAACUGCGAGCGCGUCUGUGGUGACAAACGGAAACCUGGACCGCAGCGGUCUGAGCCAGAGGCUAAGCGCCAGCAGACUAGAUGGCAACGACCGGGCUCUCCUGUAGAGAACAACAUCAAGUCCCAAUCUUCUGCCGGCGAGGUAACGAUGACAGCUUACUUUGGAAUGAACAGCGACCAAUGAACAUUUGUCCACCGGGAAAAUCCGACGGACUGUCAACCGGCGCUUUGUACUGUCACUUACCGAAGAGCAAAGUGAAGGGUGACAUUCGUCAGUGAUGCCGUGGACUCUUGAGAAACGGAGUGGAGUCUCGGCAGGGCAUAUCCACACUCUGCGCACGCAGCGAUGUAAUUGCUAUGAAGACUUAGAUGGGAAGUUUGCACGACAUCCGGCACAGAGCCCAGAUCUAGCCCCUUGGGAAUCUCAUCUUGUUAGGAGCUGUGAAAGAAGCUCUACCUGGAAGCGGGUUUGACGGGAGAAGAGAAUGUGAAAGCAGUGUUUGCAGUCAUGACUUUGGGACCAUCAGGAAGCGUGUGGGCCUCUGGUAGAAAUGUAUUUCAGAAGAGGGUGCAAUCAAAGGUUCAGUUAAAAUUAAUGUAUUUCCUUUAUUAAAACACCAUCUUGUAUAUCGGUACGAGUAAGCAAACAGGAGCUAUGAAAAUCAGCUACGCUCUCAACCACACUUCCUCCAGCCUGGGCUUCACCCUGGGAUACAUUGACACAGUAGCAGCAGCAGCAGCCACUCAAAGCACCAACAUCUCCCACCACCACCACCAUCAGCCCGGGCCAUCGCUGCUCUACCAGACCGCGACCUCCUCGGCGCUGGGCGCCCUCAUCGCCUGCUCCAUCGCGGGCAACGCCUUCGUGCUCGCCGCCAUCUACCUGGAGCGCUCCCUGCAGACCGUGGCCAACUACCUGAUCGGCUCCCUGGCCGUCACGGACCUGCUGGUGUCCGUGCUCGUGCUGCCCGUGGCCGCGCUCUACCAGGUGCUGGGCCGCUGGACCUUGGGCCAGGCCGUGUGCGACGCCUUCAUCGCGCUCGACGUCCUGUGCUGCACCUCCUCCAUCUUGCACCUGUGCGCCAUCGCGCUCGACCGCUACUGGGCCAUCACGGACUCUGUGGACUACAUGAACAAGAGGACGCCCCGCCGAGCGGCGCUCAUGAUCGCCAUCACCUGGGUCGUGGGAUUCUCCAUCUCCAUCCCGCCCAUGUUGGGAUGGAGGCAGGCGGAGGACAGGGCCGACCCGGACGCCUGCAACAUCAGCCAGCACCUGGGCUACACGAUCUACUCCACAUUCGGCGCCUUCUACAUCCCGCUGGUGCUCAUGCUGGUGCUGUACGGGAAGAUCUUCAGCGCGGCCAGGUUCAGAAUUCGGAAGAACGUUGCGUUUAAGUCGGCGUCGCACACGGACAACGGCUCUGCCGAUGGCCCCAUCGCUGUGACGGCUCGCAGCUCCGAGCCAACGACUCUGCUGAUUGUCGCACAGGUGUCGGAAGAACGGACGAGCGACGGGCCAGAGGGUUUGCUUCUGCCCAUUGUCAUCAGGGAUAGGGAGGAGACAGACGGUGAUGGUGGUGGUGGCGGCGGCGGGAGGGUCGGCCAGGAACGGAAACGCAGCCACGAUCAGCAUCAUCAGCACCAUCAUCAGCACCAUCAUCAUCAUCAUGACAGUCACACCCAACAGUGCGGUCAUGAGCACAGAGAUAGUCAGCAGUCUCAUCACGGACAUCAUCGUCACCAUCAUCAGCAUCAUCACCACCAUCGUCACCAUCAACAUCAUCUCCACCGCAGCAGUCAACGACCAGAACAGCAGCAUCUUCAGCAGCAGCAGCAGGAGCAGAAUUCUUCGGACCAGCAGCAACAAAGUCAUGGUCAUCAACAUCAGCAGAAAUCUCAUCACCAGCAUCGUCAACAUAAAUCUCAGAGUAAUCAUUGCCAUGUGCAGCAGCAGCAGCAAGAGCAGAAACAGCAGCAGCUAGAUCAGCAACAUCAUCACCAUCAUCGUCGUCAUCAUCAUCAUCAUCGCCGCCAGCAACAUCAUGAUGAUGAUGAUCAUCAGCAGCCUCAAGAUCAUCAGCAGCAUAAACAUCAGCAGAAGACUGGUGACCGUGAUCAGAAACAGCAUCGUGGUCAUCACAGUUGUCAUCAUCAUCAGCAUCAUGAGCAUGAGCAGCUACAACUGCAAUCUGCAGACAAUCGGCAGCAAUCAGCUGAUCAUCAUCAGCAGCAACAUAAGCAAUCUACAAACAAUAAUGAUGAUGAUGCCGAUCAGCAGUAUCGUCAUCAGCAGCAGCAAUCUACAGAAACUCAACAACAGAAAUCUACAGCGCAUGAGGGGCAGCAACAGAACCCGAAUCAGCAGCAACAGGUGCAUGAAGAGCAACCUGCAGAUCAGCAGCAGCAACAGCAGCAACAGCAGCAACAACGACCUGCAGACGAACCUCACCACCACCAACAACAGCAGCAGCAACAACAGCAACUCGAGAACAACCAACAGCCUCCCGACCACCAGAAAACACUCGGUCCAUCGCAGGACCUCCAAGCCAAGCAGGUGAUGGACCGCGCCCAGAUGCACCGGAUGAGAAGCGCCAUGGCACGAGAGCGCAAGGCGGUGAAGACGCUGGGCAUCAUCAUGGGCUCGUUCGUGCUGUGUUGGCUGCCCUUCUUCGUCGUGGCGCUGGUGGUGCCGUUCUGCGGACCGUUCUGCGAGCUGCCCCCGAUCCUCAUGGCCCUCAUCACGUGGCUCGGCUACUCCAACUCCCUGCUCAACCCCGUCAUCUACGCCUACUUCAAUCGGGACUUCCAGAACGCCUUCAAGAAGAUCGCCAGGUGCCGGUGCUGCAGAGGGAGGUAUUGAGGUGGUCUGGGGUGGCUGUGGCUGCGACCUGUCCCGGUUUGAAUUAGAAUGUGUAUUUUUACUGGGGGAAUCUGAUGAGCUGUAAGGCUUUUUUUCACAGAUGUCCAGUAGUUUCACAGAUGAAUACCUGUCAACCCCUCAUCAGUGCCGACCUUAUUACAGACCAGUUCAUCAAGUCACAGGGUCACUGUGUGUGUAUUGCUACCACUGAUGUGCUAACAUUAGAAUUGCUUUGAACUUUUGAUUUCGCUUUACAAUUCACAAUCGCAUUUAUAAACCAGAAUGUAAAUCACCAAGGUGAAUAAACAUGGAAUGUUUGGCAACAUCCGGGCAUGGCUGGUGGUAAAACAUUCAAGAGAAGGAUUUAAAUUCACAAGGAGGGAUCCUCCGAAACUAUAAUAGUCUCAGCCCCCCCCCCCCCCCUCAAACUUAAUCCGGCCUUGGGAACACAGUGAGUGGUUCUGGGAUCAGAGCUCCGUGCUCUAACCCCUGGGAGUCUGGGUUUGAAUCUGGGUUCGAAUCCGGCCUCUCAGCCACGCGUGAUUAAGCCAGGUUAUCAAGUCCACCAAUGACUGCAGGAAAAAACAAAACUCCAUUGUAUUCAAUUAAAAUCUUUACGAAAUUUCAUGUCUGAGCAUUAAACAAAGUGAAGAUCCCCCGUAUAGCCUUAACAUAAUUUAGGGACAAGUGCUGUUAACGAGCACCUAUGAAGGCCGGCACGGCACACGAAGAGAUGGGUGACCAGCACCACGCCCAGUCACAUUUGUUUUCCCAGUGGCUAUGUUUACACAUUGGACCAGGUACUCAUUUGAGGCCGAGUCGAACUAGGGGAGGCUGGUGUUGGUCGUGAGCCGGAAUCGAACUCGCCGCACUGCCCGCUCCGUGCGCAACUAUUUUGGGGCAUUUGUAGAAUAGUGGUGGAUAAAUAAGACUCUUGACGUGAAUGCAGCAGUAGUUCUGUGACUUGGCAUCAACUUCCAGGGCCGUGAUGGACUUGUGGCUGCCAGACUUCGAGAUGUUAACGUCUUAGCUCACGCAAUCCGUGAUGGCGAUGGCACAAGUGGGGUACAGUGUGAGUAUCGGGGGUUAGGGUGGGGGGGGGGAAACAACGACAUCAAAAUGAGAUGGUCAUUCCAGUGACACGGGGCGAGCCCUGGGAUUUGAAUCUCGGUUGAAGUCACUCAUUACCUGAAGUCUCCUGGAGGUGAUGGUCUUGGCCCAGUCAGCGGCGACUCAAGGCAAAGCACCCUUCUCCAUUGGUGUCCUUAAGCCAGUAUUGGAAAUUCCACGUUACUAUGGUUGAGCCCAGUCUGUCCACAAGACGAGAAUUGUCUAAGACUUCGAAACUAAAAAUACUGCUGACAUUCUAGCUUCUCGAGUGUUGAGAGUUGAUGAUCUCGGUCAGCCUGGUUACGAGUUACUGCACAAAACAAUUCAAAAAUAUGUUUUUCAUACUCUUUGGUUCUUUCGGUAAAAUCACGUAGGUAGAAAUAAAAUACAAUU